CCGCCGCCGCCACUGUCCGGGCCGGAGGGGUCUUCACUGGCGGCUAUGUUGGCGACCACCACAGUGCCUGGGCAGAGUGUCUGACCGCGCGGGAGAGGGGCUCCUGCGGACGGAGCGGGGCGGUGGAGAAGGGGAGGAAGGGAAGGGGCGGCUCUGCCAGCAGGCGUUCGCCAGGGGCACCCCUCCCGGCCGAAGGCCCCUGAGGGCAGGCUGCCGCCUCCCAAACCCGUCGCCCGUAGCAACAGGCGAAGCCGCCGAGGCGGCGGGGCCUGUCCUGAAAGCCGGGUCCAGGGUCCAAGGCCCCGGCAGCGGUUUGGCCAAGCUGCGGGACUUAGGGCUGCCCCGUUCCCUGGCGCCAUGGCUGCCGAGGUGGUGGUUGUGGGAUCCUGUAUGACCGACCUGGUCAGCCUUACUACACGAUUGCCAAGAGCUGGAGAAACUGUCCUUGGACAAAAGUUUUUCAUUGGUUUUGGUGGGAAGGGAGCCAACCAGUGUGUCCAGGCAGCUCGACUUGGGGCGAAGACCUCACUGAUCUGCAAGGUUGGGAAGGAUUCCUUUGGCAAUGACUAUGUUGCAAAUUUGAAGAAGAAUGGUAUUUCUACAGCAUUUGUUGGUCAGACUACAGAUGAUGCUACUGGAACUGCUUCAAUAAUUGUCAACAGUGAAGGACAGAAUGUUAUUGUCAUAGUCCCAGGAGCCAACCUGCUUUUAAAUUUUGACGACCUGAAGAGGGCUUCUGAUGUCAUCUGUAAAGCCAGAGUGGUUGUUUGCCAGCUAGAAAUAACCCCUGCUGUUUCUCUUGAAGCUCUGAAAAUUGCACGUGCCAGUGGAGUAAAGACUUUAUUUAAUCCAGCUCCAGCCCUUGCUGACCUAGAUCCACAAUUUUAUACCCAUUCCGAUAUCUUCUGCUGCAAUGAAACUGAGGCAGAAAUUUUAACGGGCAUCCCAGUUGGCAGCCUUGAAGAUGCUGAAAAGGUGGGACAUGUGCUGUUAGAAAGAGGGUGUAAGUUCAUAAUAGUUACUCUUGGAGCAGAAGGCUGCAUGAUGAUAUCAGCAGAAGAACCCAUUCCAAAGCACGUUCCUGCUGGGAAGGUCAGGGCUGUGGACACUACGGGAGCUGGAGACAGUUUUGUGGGAGCACUUGCCUUCUACCUGGCAUACUAUCCCGAGUUAUCCAUGGAGGAAAUGAUCAGGAAGUCAAACUGCAUCGCAUCAGUGAGUGUCCAGGCAUCGGGGACACAAUCUUCAUAUCCUUACAGGAAGGACUUGCCUCAGGACCUUUUCUAAUUGCCAUUGUCUGGCUCAGUGCACUGAUUUUAUCUUAGCCCAGACAGAAUUAUUCUCCUGACUACACCAAGGUUGUCCUCUGCUGACUGGAAAGACCAGGGAAGUCUCUGCUUCUGGAGGAAUCCUGCUAGUUCCUGCUCUACAGCAGUAAGAUGGGGUGAGGGGGGUGGGUCUUCCACACACAGCACAGCAGCUCCCUCUGGCCUGACACACAACCAUCAGGCUUGUGGCCACCCCACACAGAGCACCAUGCACAGAGCACAAGGAUGACAGUAAAAUGUCUGGAGCGUACUGGGCUCCUGGUAGUACUUUAACUUCACCUGGUUUUAUCAGAACUGCUGGUGUGCAAUGCCAGCUCGAGCAGCAGAGCUUUAGCUGUGAGGUUGCAGCUUGAGUCCCCAGCUGCAAACACCAAGGCCAGCACUUGGCUGGUAAGGAGGCCCCAUCCAUCAAUCCCUGCCCCACCUAUUCCCAGUGCUUCCAUUGCUGGCUGCAGCACUGCACUGUGUACUCCUGCCAGACCGGGGCAGGAGACUAGACAGAGGACGAGUACUGUUAAGGUAGACUCUGAAAAAUGUUUCCAGCUAUACUGCUCUUAAAUGUAGGUGGGCUAAUUAAAGGAAAGCUUCCAACAUCAGACAGAGAACCACUCUCACUAUUUCUUCACACAGCACAGAAAUCCAGAGGUGAAAAGUCCAUCCUUCUUACCUGACUGAAAAUAGUUCAGCCCUUAUAGCUUAUCCAAAAGCUCAUCUUAUUUCACCAGCCUCCCUACUGCUUCUUCCUUGCCCAGGCAGGAGCUGGUGCAACACAAACCCCUCCAAGGAAUGACACCAAGUUGUGGUCACUAGUGUUGAAUCUGUGGGCUGGUAGGUUAGAAAAACUUGCAGUCCUGCCAUUGAAUUCCUGCUGUGGAAAAUGUUAAUUUUUAUUGCCUUAUAAAACAAUAGUUCCUUUGAAGAUUACAGCCUCUUUCACAAUGGAAAACACAGACAAUGGGAUUUGCUAUUUAAUUUUUUUAAUUGAGUACUGCAAAAAUAACUCAAAAGAUAAAUAAAUGUUACUGUGAUGAUCUAUGUCCA
Calypte anna (Anna's hummingbird) is the source of this 2369-nucleotide messenger RNA. RefSeq names its product ribokinase (gene RBKS). NCBI's taxonomy places the organism in Eukaryota, Metazoa, Chordata, Aves, Apodiformes, Trochilidae. Gene Ontology annotation, molecular function: ribokinase activity. The transcript is spliced from 8 exons. Bases 358 to 1287 code for a protein of 309 amino acids. The record is from RefSeq and is a predicted model, not a curated record. Gene Ontology annotation, biological process: D-ribose metabolic process.